Molecule: messenger RNA, 2025 nt
Organism: Hippocampus zosterae (dwarf seahorse)
Lineage: Eukaryota; Metazoa; Chordata; Actinopteri; Syngnathiformes; Syngnathidae
Product: patatin-like phospholipase domain-containing protein 2
Exons: 7
Coding region: 140-1174 (344 amino acids)
Biological process (GO): triglyceride catabolic process; lipid homeostasis
Cellular component (GO): membrane; cytoplasm; lipid droplet
Molecular function (GO): triacylglycerol lipase activity
Source: RefSeq, a predicted model, not a curated record
AUUAUUUUUAUGAACUCUGCCCCCCCCCCCCCUCGAUGUUAUGGAAAGAGCUAUGUAAACUGAUCCUGUCUGUUGUGCAACACUGCCAUGUGCGUAUGAGAAUGAGAACUUGUGUGUGAGGCGUCGAAGAUUUGAGAGGAUGUUUGCCCGGGGUAAAGAGUGGAAUAUUUCCUUUGCUGGCUGCGGUUUCCGUAGUGUUUACUACCUGGGAGCGGUGACGAGCAUCCUGGAGCGAGCGCCGCACUUGGUCUACGGGGCCUCCAAGAUCUGUGGAGCUUCGUCGGGAUGCCUGGUGGCCGCGGCGUUGACCGUCGGACUUCCCAUCGAGCAAUUGUACGCGGACGUGCUGGCGGUGGCCAAGGAGGCUAGAAAGCAUCACCUUAGCAUCUUCCACCCGACCUUCAGCCUCCAGCGAACGGUUCGCAACUCCCUGUGGGAGAAGCUUCCGGCAGAUGCCCACCGGCGAGCCUCGGGGAGGCUCUGCGUGUCCCUCACCAGGAUUAGCGACGGGAGCAACGUCCUGGUGUCCCACUUUGACAGCAGGGAGGAGCUCAUACAGGUCCUGAUGUGCAGCUGCUUCUUUCCAGUCUACUGUGGCUUGAUUCCACCUUCCUACAGAGGACAACUAUACAUGGAUGGAGCUCUGAGCAACAACAUGCCGCUGUUGGAGCAUCCUAACACCAUCACGGUGGCCCCAUUCUGCAGUGAGAGUGACAUCAGCCCCAAAGAUGGCGCUUGGACCGCCAUCUCCGUGCACUGCAAUAACCUCAACAUCCAGGUGACCGCCGGAAACGUGCGGCGCAUCUACACCUCCUUCCUGCCCCCUGCACCAGAGGAGCUGGCUGAGAUCUUCUACAGUGGCUACACGGAUGCUCUCUGCUUCCUGAGACAAAAAGAUCUGUUAGGUACAUCUUCUCCAGAGGAGCCGAUGGACAAGGUUGACAUUACAGAGACAGCUUUGGGGGACCAACCAUGGUGGCUGAAGCACAAACAUGCACAUCAACUCCCGCUCAACAUCAAGAGAGGUGAAACCAUCCAAAUAUUAUGUGCGGCGUGCCGGGAUGGAGGUGAUGUACUUGGAAGACAAGGAUUGUGUCCACUUGAAGUUUUUUACCGGAUACUGACGCCACUGGUGCUUGCGGUUGAGCUGAUCUUGCUUCUUUUUAAGAGGUAAAGUGAAAAAUAUUUCAUCCCUAACAGUGGUUCAAUUGCCAAAAAUGAAUGCUUACAAGAAAACGUCUCACAUGAUGGCAAUUUGUCAUUUCGCAGUCCAGUGGGUGUGGCAUAGGGGCGGUACUAAUAAUGACGCCUGAUGAAUUCUGCCUAACAACAAGCCACAAUGUAAUUUUCUUUCUCCUUGGUGGUUAUAAAAGAUCAUUUGAUUUGUGACCUAUUGUCAUCACGAUUUUGAUUGUCAGCCUGACACCACCAACAAAGCUAUACAAAAACAUAGCAGCAGUUGCCAUGACAACAGCUGCAGACGGAAGUGCGCGUGUUCGUGUAUGUUAACCAUAUGUACAGUAGAUGCUCCGAAAGCUUUUUUUGGUGCAAAAUUCAAUCUAUUUUUUGGAAUAGAUCAUUCAAAUAUGAAUUAAUUUGUUUAAAAAAAAAGAGUCAAAUACUCCAUUAAUCAAUAAUGAGUCAAAUACUCAUUAAUCAAUCAACACAAUACUGACCCUAUUUAGCGAUCAUUUCAAUGUCGACCAUUUCAAUUACCGGUACAUGUAUUCGUAUUUAGUGCCAUUUCUUCAGUAGGAUUUUUAUUUGAAUUUGUCUUUCUUUUUUGACAUUAGAUUUUAAGAAGUGCCUUUUUAAUUUAAUAGAACUUAUUGCGUGACAUUUGUAUUUAUCAAAUAGCAUUUGUAUUGAAUUGACUUUGAUUUAUUUAAUUCUUUUCAUGGCUGCUGUACUUAAUGAACGGCCAUUUUUUUAUUUUGUUGAAUUUUUACUUAUCAAUUGGCUGACUGGAAUUUGUAUUCAUUGCAUGGCAUUCGUAUUUAAUAAAUGACAUUUGCAUUUAUUUAA